AUGUCGGGCGCUAUACCGCAGGAAUAUGUGGGAACAGUAGUCGCGGUCGUUCUUUACACAUUCCUCUGUCUCUUUGCUGCCUUGAUCCUUGUGCGCAAACUCUAUCUCAACGGCGACAAGUUUACCUAUGUAGCCUUGCUCUCACUCUUCGUGGCGGUCGGCAUAGUCGCCGCAAUAGGCGAACAAAUACAUUACGCAGCCAACUGGAAGGUGGUGAAGGAAGCACAGUACCAAAAAGCACUAUAUAUGGUCGACCACCCCGGCCUUGUCUUCACGAACGCUGCUGGGUGGGGCGACCGCACAUUCUACAGCAUCCGCUCAUACUGCGCCAACGUUCAAGCUAUUCUCAUCCUGUUCUGGUCUAUCGCGCUCUUUGUAGGAACGUGGAACCUCUCCCUUAACAGGAUUCGCGGACAUCAAGAUCAAAUCUCACUCGGAUCUAAGAUUUUUGCAAUCGUCCUGCCUGCGACACACCAAGGAGUACGUCAGAUACCCGCGCUCUACAAGUCCGCCAUAGUAUACCUAUUCGUCGCCGACAGCAUCAUAAUCUUUAGCUUUACAUUCGGCACAUUCUUCCUGAUCCUGACCUUGUACAAAUACGUCCAGAGCCGUAAAGUUUUCAAGCUCUUUCAAGCAUCCUCCGCGCAAUCCGCCAGCAUUGCCGCAGACGGUCGCGCAGGUACCUCGACCUCUAACCCCUCGCCAAUCUCAGCAAGCCUGGAUGCCGACGACAAGUGGCUCAUCAUCCGUUUCACCAUUGCCUUCUCCGUCCUGACCGCCUACUCCAUAAUCCUCGGCAUGCACCAACACCGCCUCUACCGCGAACACAAGGCGACAGACCUCGCCGACGGCCCCAACAUCUCCCCCGCUUUCAUAAAAUAUGAAUGUGUCCAGGACAUCCCAGUCGUCUCGACCGGUUUCGUGAUGCUCCUUAUCUUCGGCACGCGCCGCCGCUUCUGGCAGGGCUACUGGGAGAAGUGUAAGGAGAGUUGGGACGGGAUGAGGAUGCGCUUGAAGCGGCUGGGUAGGCGGAGGAGCGGGGUUACCGGGAGAAGGCAGGAGCUGCCGAUGCAUUGGAAUAGGAUGCAUUCGGAGGAUGACGGUGUAGAGUUGUCGUGGAGAGGGGACAAGGGGGAACCUAGGCAACAUAUCAAGGCCGUAGUGGGAUAA
Coniosporium apollinis CBS 100218 is the source of this 1170-nucleotide messenger RNA. RefSeq lists its product as uncharacterized. The record is from RefSeq and is a predicted model, not a curated record. Lineage: Eukaryota; Fungi; Ascomycota; Dothideomycetes. The coding region runs from base 1 to 1170 and encodes 389 amino acids. The transcript is spliced from 6 exons.